Molecule: messenger RNA, 1068 nt
Organism: Cryptococcus deneoformans JEC21
Lineage: Eukaryota; Fungi; Basidiomycota; Tremellomycetes; Tremellales; Cryptococcaceae
Exons: 6
Coding region: 179-940 (253 amino acids)
Cellular component (GO): cytoplasm
Molecular function (GO): aldehyde-lyase activity
Source: RefSeq, a predicted model, not a curated record
UUCUAGCCCAAGCCGUACACUUACCCGGUCAGCAUCAUGAUAUGUGGAAUACUUAAGGAGACCAUUGUUGCUCCUCGGAUAUGCUUCAUUUCCGUCUCAUCAAUACAUCAUCGACUCUCUUUGCAACUCUACUGUAUUACCGACUUUUUGCAUAGCUACCAACACAAACGCCAAAACAAUGGACAAGCGAACCUAUCUCAGAAACGACCUUCUUGCUGGAAAACCCGGUAUUGGGAUGUGGCUCACGUUGCCUGGGUCCGCAUUAGCCAAGACCGUAGCCACUAUCCCUGGCUUCAACUGGAUCCUUAUUGAUGCCGAGCAUGGCCAGAUUACAGACAGGGACUACUUUGAUCUCACCAAUCAUAUCACAACCGAAGGCGUUUCACCCAUUAUCCGUAUCCCCUCCGAUGAACCUUGGUUAAUCAAGCGGGCCCUCGACUCAGGAGCCCACGGCUUGAUGAUUCCUAUGUGUCACAACCCUGAUGUCGCCAAAAAGGUUGUCUCUUCCAGCAAGUACGCUGCUCGAGGCACUCGAGGAUGUGGUUCACCUUUCACCCAGAUCAUCUUCGGUGUUCCCGAGUCUCAAUAUGAGGCAACUUGCAACGACAACUUGAUGGUCAUCGUCCAGAUCGAGUCGGCAGAGGGUGUGAAGAAUGUGGAGUCCAUUGCUGCUGUCCAGGGAGUGGAUGUUCUUUUCGUUGGCCCCUUUGACCUUGCCAAGUCAAUGGACAUAGAGUUCGGUGGCGAGGAACACGAGGCGGCUAUUGCUCGAACCCUUAAGGCAUGUAAAGAUAACGGCAAGAAGGCAGCCAUCUUUUGCAUGUCCGGCGCCCAGUCCAGGAAGCGUUUGCAGCAGGGCUUUGAUAUGGUUUCAAUCGCCACCGAUACAGACUCUAUAAUUCGAGAGUUCUCCAGGCAGCUCGAAGACAUGAAGGCUUGAUCCGAUGUAUGCAUAUAAUUAUACAGAUAACUCCUACUUUCCUCAUUUAUGGUUAAGCGAGUUAAUAAGUAAUGGGAUCGAACUCUUAAGCGAACCCUGUCCGCUGCAUGAAUUAUUCAAUUAUUUUG